Messenger RNA from Pseudogymnoascus destructans, 448 nucleotides. RefSeq lists its product as uncharacterized. The record is from RefSeq and is a predicted model, not a curated record. Bases 23 to 448 code for a protein of 141 amino acids. The transcript has 2 exons. NCBI's taxonomy places the organism in Eukaryota, Fungi, Ascomycota, Leotiomycetes, Thelebolales, Thelebolaceae.
CAAAAGUUUUGUCCUGCCAAGAAUGCCAAGUGCCUUUCAAGUUCAAACGAUGGCACCGAACACGGAUAUCUCGACGAGGGCCCUGAUUGUGGCCCUCAAAUCUCCGACUGGAGGAAAGACUUCAGCGGAAGUUGCUGAGAAAACUGGCCUGUCAACCCGACAGGUGAACCGGAUAUAUACUCGCGCAAUUGAGCGUGGGUUUGACCCCAACCAUAUGCCACUCACCUUACGAGAUGAGUGGUUACAGGACGCUCCCCGGUCUGGCUGCCCGACAAAACAAACAGCUGAAGCGACAGAGGGAGUUGUCGCAAAGGUGCGAACCGACCAUUACGGAAGGGAAAAAACUUGUGCUGAUAUCGUGGGGGAACUUAGCUUCCAAGGUAUCGACAUUGUCAUGACACUCCUUCGAUAUUUGUGUCACGACCCUUCGAUUCGCUUUAGUCUCUAG